CAGAAAUCGAAAUCGCCCAAGGGACGUGCGAUAGUCGCCGAGAGACAUGGGAUCAGACGAAGUGCGGCGUUGAAGGGGGUGCGAAGCGAUGUGCGCGGAGUUGCUCACUUUCUCAUGUGCCAACCGCCGGCCGUCGUGGAUCGCGCGCCGUGGCUCAGUCGCGUCUUGCUGCUGUGGCUCGACCCGCUCUUUCGCCUUGGCGCGACGCGACGUCUCAUGGACAACGAUGUUUGGCAGCUGGAGGCCAAUGACACAGCGGAAAAGCUCAGCCGUCGCUUCCUAAGCCAGUGGAUCGACGAGCAAGCGCGGCGACGACGUCCAAGCUUGCUCCGAGCCAUUUGCCGCACCUUUGCUUGUGAAAUUGGAUGUGUCGCCGCCAUGUCGGUCGGGUACUCCCUUCUCGUACAAUUCCAGCCGCAUUUGAUUCAAUCGCUCUUGCUCUUCAUGACGACCGCAGUCGAGGAGUCGUCGGCGGCCCACGGGUACUGGCUGGCUGUGCUCCUGGCGGGGGUGUCGCUACUGUCGGUGACCAUUCUGGACUCGUCCUUCUUCGUCACUGCCAAGCUUGCAACGAACGUCAAAUCUGUCGUGAUGGAUUUGGUCCUGUCGAAGUCGCUGCGACUGCCCAGCGAUGCUGCUGCGGGUCCUGGCGGUGCACCACCAGGCGGUGGCGAUGUGAUCACGAUGCUCGCGGUGGAUUCCACCCGUAUUUUCGUGGGUUUUGUCGCGUUGCCAUGGCUCGUCGUUCCUGUCGUGGCUCUUCCGCUCCUGUACACGUUCAUUGGGCUCGCCAUGGGGUGGCAAGCGGGUGUGGCUGGAUUUGUGACGCUCUUGGCGGUCAUGACAGUCGGAUAUUUCUGUGCGCAUGCUGCAGGCCACCUGCGGCACGACCUGAUGGCAGUGCAAGCUGCCCGCGUCAAGCUUACGAACGAGAUCAUCUCUGGCAUCCGUGUGGUCAAAAUGCACGGCUGGGAAACGUGCCUCCAAGCCCGUGUCUCGCACAUCCGCGACGCGGAACUCCAACUCCAACACAAGUACCAGUUUGGAAGCGAACUCAACGCAAUUGGGCUGCUCGUGGCGCCGACGCUGUCCCUCAUUGCGUGUGUCGUCGUGCAUGUUGUUGGGCUUGGUCACGACCUCACUCCGACGGUGGCGUUCACCGCCAUGGCAUCUGUCAACAUUGCGCGGCUGCCCUGCAACUUGUUUGCGUUUGCCGUCAUGCGGGUCACGGAGGCAUGGACAUCGGCCGACCGCAUUGCCACGUUCCUUGCGGCUCCAACGGAAGCGGCAUCGACCGAUGGCGAGGCCGCGGGCUUUCGGACGGAGAGCCCUCGUACGGGCGCUGCUUGCGACGGCAAUGCCUGUGACACUCCAAGAACUGUGGUUGCCAUUCAAGAUGGAUCAUUUGCGUUACGCCGGCCAUACCAAGACCUGCCUUCGUCGCCAACCUCGCCCUUGCCUACGUUUCCUUCGCCGACCUCACUGUGCGACGUGCAUCUGACGAUUCCACGCCACCAACUGACAAUGCUUGUGGGUCCCGUCGGCAGCGGCAAGUCCAGCGUCCUCAAGGCGAUCCUUGGCGAAUUCCACCUUGUCCGUGGACACAUGCAUGUCUCGUCCACUCGACUAGCGUAUGCGAGCCAAGACGCGUGGCUCCAGCAUGCCACCAUUUGCAGCAAUAUAACAUUUCAACCUGACGACGACGACUUGGACCAAGCAGCGUCAUCAAUGCACUACCACAACGUCCUGUCGGCGUGCCAGUUGGGGCCAGACCUGGCUGCGCUACCUCAAGGCGAUCGCACGGUGGUGGGUGGUCGUGGGGUGAACCUCAGUGGCGGCCAAAAGGCCCGAGUGAACCUAGCUCGUGCCCUGUACCAUCGAGAAGCCGACUUGAUCCUUCUCGACGACCCGUUGAGUGCGCUGGACGUCCAUGUCGCCCAAGAAGUGUUCGACCAAGGCAUUCGUGGUCUACUUGCUAACAAGUCGGUCGUGAUGGUGCUCAGCAGCCACUACCACCUCCUGCAGUCCGCGGAUCAUAUUGUGGUGAUGGACCAAGGCCGCGUCGUCCGCCAAGGGUCGUUUGCAGCACUGCAGAACAGCCUGGCAGAGCUGAGCUCUGGUCGAGACUGCGUGAGCUCGACUCCACCUACCGACCCAGCGCCACGUUUGCCGUCCAAAUCUGUCGACCAGGUGCCGGGAAACUCGAUGGAAAAGCGCAAAUUCCCGUCGGUACAAGCGCUGCCCUGCAACAAACGACACCCGAGCGACACGACCCGCUUGCUCCAUCGCGAGUCGCCGCAAGUUGCCUGGGAUACCUACCUCGCCUACUUCAACGCGAGUGGAUGGCAUGGCUCGAUCGUGGUGGCGUUUGUUGGCGGCAUGUACGUGAUGUCUCAAGGUUUGGUGGUCGCAGCCGAUGCCAUCUUGGGCGACGUGACCUCGCCGUCAACGCUCUGGCUGUAUGUAGCCGUCGCCAUCGCGGGGGUUGCCUUGCUGUUUUCGAGAGGACUGGUCGCGCUGCUCGUGAACCUUGCGAGUGCCAAGACUCUGCACAGUCAACUCCUCGCAGCGGUCGUGGCCGCGCCCAUCCCAUCGUUCUUUGACGUGACGCCGGUGGGCACAAUUCUCCAUCGCUUCUCCAGCGACCUCAACGACGUCGACAGCCGCAUGCCGACGUCCGCCGUGUACUGGUUGCAAUGCCAAUUCCAAGUUGCCGCUGUCGUUGUUGUGUGUGGGGCCACGUUGCCGUGGACGCUGCUCUUCUGCGUGCCACUGGCCAUGGCACUGGGCCGCAUAUACACGUGCUUCAGCCACACGUCGCCGGCGCUGUCGCGCCUAGCUGCCGCGCAUCGAGGUCCGUUUCUAGCCCUUGUGACAGAAGCCAUCCAAGGUCUCGCGACCAUCCGAGCAUUUGGUCAAAUGCAGCUCGUCGAAUUACGUGGUCGGCAAGCGCUGGACAAAGCACAGAGCUACUUGUUGGUGCAAUUCCUCGCGUCGCGGUGGCUCCAAAUGCGCAUGGACUGGCUGUCGGGCGGGAUGGUCACCAUCGUUGCCUUCACGUGCGUGUGGUCUCGAGGGCUGAUCAGUGCCAGCGCCGCCGGCCUCGCCUUGACGUACGUGACCCAGUUGUCAGGAUUCCUCUCGCGAGCAGUGAUGGGCCAGGCCGAAGUAGCGGAGCACAUGACGUCAGUGGAGCGCAUGGUCGAGUACAUUUCCCUCGACGGGGAGGGCCAGCACCGCAUACACCGAAACACGGCUCAGGACAUUCUGGACGCCUGGCCACAGCACGGCGCGAUCACGUUUGCAAACUACUCGAUGCGGUACCGCGACGGGCUCCCGCUGUCGUUGAACGGCGUCAGCUUUAGCGUUCGGGGUGGGGAAAAGGUCGGGAUAUGCGGGCGCACGGGGGGCGGCAAGAGUUCGCUCGUCGCGGCGCUGUUUCGUACGGUGGACGCGGCGACCGGCAGCAUCUUGAUGGACGGCGUCGACAUUGCCGCGGUGCCGUUGGCGACGCUGCGCUCGAAACUCACGAUCAUUCCUCAGGACCCUGUCCUCUUUAGCGGGUCGCUGCGAUUCAAUUUGGACCCGACCGAGUCGAUGACGGACGCCGACUUGUGGCGGGUCGUGCGCGACGCGCACUUGGCCGACGUUGUCCACAGCCUCGACUUUGACGUGGCGGAAAACGGAAGCAACUUGUCUGUGGGCCAGAGGCAGUUGGUGUGCAUCGCGCGCGCGUUGCUGCGCAAGUCCAAGGUGGUGGUGCUGGACGAAGCAACGGCCAACAUCGACGUCGACACGGACCGGCGGAUCCAAGACACGCUCCGGGGGACGUUUGCCACGGACGUGACCAAGCUCGUGAUUGCCCACCGCCUCGACACGAUCCUCGACAGCGAUCGCAUCCUCGUGCUCCACGACGGGUCCGUCGCCGCCUUUGACACGCCGCACGCCCUUGUCGCGAUGGACCGCGGCGUGUUUGCGUCGCUCAAACUCUGACACAAACUACUCGAGGAAUAGAGGUUGAAAACGAUUACAGUGUUUCAUGGCGCGAGUCCAAAAACAGCUUGUACACUGGAUUGUCUUGCUCGUCGAACCAGUCGUAGCCGACGCCGUCGAGGAACUCGUCGAACGCGUCGUCGUCUGCCGGCGCAACUUGCAUCCCGACAAGGACCCGGCCGUAGUCGGCGCCGUGGUUGCGGUAGUGGAAUAAACUAAUGUUCCAGUUGUGGUCGCCCAUGCUGUCGAGAAAGUAGGCGAGGGCCCCCGGGCGUUCGGGAAAGACAAAUCGGUACAGCUUCUCGCGGACCGACGUGGCCGAGCGCGGCGCGGGGCCGCCAACCAUGUGUCGCACGUGCUCCUUGGCGAGCUCAUUGUCGGUCAAGUCGAUGGUGGCAAACGAGGCGGCGUUGAGUGUGUCCACAAGGCCAUGCACUUCGCUGCGGCUUGUGGUUUGCAACCCCACGAAAAUGUGCGCUCUCGUCGCGUCGCUGUACCUGUAGUUGAACUCGGUAAUCGCGCGGUGCUCGAGAAAGUCGUGGCAAAACCGCUUGAGGCUCCCGGGCACUUCUGGAAUGGUCACGGCCAAGAUCGCCUCGCGGGCUUCCCCGAGUUCGGCACGUUCCGACACGUGCCGCAGUCUGUCAAAGUUCAUGUUGGCCCCACUCGCAAUCGCCACGAGCUUCUUCCCGGUCGCGCCUUCUCGCGCGACCCACGCUUUGAGCCCUGCCAGCGACAGCGCACCAGCCGCUUCCAGGAUGCUGCGGGUCGCCUCGAACACGUCCUUGAUGGCGGCGCACAUCGCGUCCGUGUCGACCAAGAUGACUUCGUCGAGCAGGUGGCGACACAACCGGAACGUUUCUUCCCCCACUUGCUUGACCGCCACGCCAUCCGCAAAUAAACCCACUGUCGGCAACUCAAUGCGCAUUCCCGCGGCGAUCGAGUCAUGCAUCGUCGCGGCGUCCACGGGCUCGACACCGAUCACUUUUACAUGUGGCCGUAGGCGUUUGACAUAUGCCGCAACGCCCGCCGCCAGUCCACCACCGCCAAUGGGCACGAAGACCGCGUCCAGGUCGUGGCGCUGUCGGAGCAGCUCCAUCCCAAUCGUGCCUUGCCCCGCGAUCACGUCCGGGUCGUCGUACGGAUGCACAAACGUGCCGCCUGUGGUCGCCACGAUCGACAUCGAAUGGGCGUAUGCAUCCGAGUAGGAGUCUCCGUGCAAGACGACAAUGCCUCCGUUGCGCUCGACGGCGCUGAUUUUGAUCUGGGGUGUCGUGACAGGCAUCACGAUGGUCGCAACACACCCCAAUUUCUUCGCGGCAAGGGCAACUCCCUGUGCAUGGUUCCCCGCCGACGCAGCAACAACUCCCUUCGCGCGCUGUUCCUCCGUCAGCUGCACCAUGCAGUUGUACGCGCCACGCAACUUGAAACUGAACACGGGCUGUGUGUCUUCUCGUUUCAGCAGGACGGUGUUACCCGUCCGCGCCGACAGACUCGGCAUGGCAUCCAGGGACGUCUCGACGGCAACGUCGUAUACACGGGCCGUCAAGAUGCGCUCCAGGUAGUUGUCGACGGAACCUGCCAUGUUGAUGCAGCGACGAC
Aphanomyces invadans is the source of this 5595-nucleotide messenger RNA. RefSeq lists its product as hypothetical. The record is from RefSeq and is a predicted model, not a curated record. Gene Ontology annotation, cellular component: membrane. Lineage: Eukaryota; Oomycota; Saprolegniomycetes; Saprolegniales; Verrucalvaceae. Gene Ontology annotation, biological process: transmembrane transport. Bases 115 to 3993 code for a protein of 1292 amino acids. Gene Ontology annotation, molecular function: ABC-type transporter activity; ATP binding; ATP hydrolysis activity. The transcript has a single exon.